This is a messenger RNA of Microtus ochrogaster (prairie vole), 1171 nucleotides long. RefSeq names its product anti-silencing function 1A histone chaperone (gene Asf1a). The record is from RefSeq and is a predicted model, not a curated record. Lineage: Eukaryota; Metazoa; Chordata; Mammalia; Rodentia; Cricetidae. Gene Ontology annotation, cellular component: nucleus; chromatin. Gene Ontology annotation, molecular function: histone binding. Gene Ontology annotation, biological process: DNA replication-dependent chromatin assembly.
ACGGCCCUCGCUGGAGGAGGAGGGUCAGAGCUCGGGGGCAGCCAAUCGCGCGCAACGCUGCUAGUUAUCAGAGCAGAAUGGGCUGUAGUUGAGUGGACUCGGAAAGCUGCAAAACACUGUGGAGUGCUGCCGUGUAAAUAAAAAGGGGGAAAAAGUUUCUCAAGUCGCCGUUGCACGACGUCGGGCCGCGCCGGGGCGGGGGUCUGCGCUCUUCCGAGCGGCCGCGCGCGGGACUCUGUGGUGCCGCCAGCCCCGGCCCCAUUGUUUGUGUUUUCUUCAAAAUAUGGCAAAGGUUCAGGUGAACAAUGUAGUGGUGCUGGAUAACCCGUCGCCUUUCUACAACCCGUUCCAGUUCGAGAUCACCUUCGAGUGCAUCGAGGACCUGUCUGAAGACUUGGAGUGGAAAAUUAUCUAUGUGGGCUCUGCAGAAAGUGAAGAAUACGAUCAAGUCUUAGACUCUGUUUUAGUGGGCCCUGUUCCUGCAGGAAGGCAUAUGUUUGUUUUUCAGGCUGAUGCACCGAAUCCAGGACUCAUUCCAGAUGCAGAUGCAGUGGGGGUAACAGUUGUGCUAAUUACUUGUACCUAUCGAGGUCAAGAAUUUAUUAGAGUUGGCUACUAUGUAAAUAAUGAAUAUACUGAAACAGAAUUAAGGGAAAAUCCACCAGUAAAACCAGAUUUUUCUAAGCUUCAAAGAAAUAUUUUGGCAUCUAAUCCCAGAGUCACAAGAUUCCACAUUAACUGGGAAGAUAACACAGAAAAACUGGAAGAUGCAGAGAGCAGUAACCCAAAUCUACAGUCACUUCUUUCAACAGAUGCAUUACCUUCAGCAUCAAAGGGAUGGUCCACGUCAGAAAACUCACUGAAUGUCAUGUUAGAAUCCCACAUGGACUGCAUGUGAUAACAUGCCAUCCCAUUAGUACAGAUUAAGCUAUUAAAAACAGAACUAUUUCCCUGAAGUUCCGUAAGUACAUAGUCAAGGUGAAAUGUGAAGAAUCUGUUUAAAAACAUCCUGUAGAAAGUUUAUAAGAAAACCAGUAUUUGAGCAAAUUGUGGAAUAUAAAUACAACUAUUUUUAAGUACUUUUUUUCUCUAAUGUGUUAUUUUAUUUGUUCUUGAAACUAAUCUGGUUAAAGUAUAUAUAUUAUUUUCUUCUCCUUUAUAUGUAAUUAAA